AGGAGCCUUUUUAUUGCAGAACCCACAAGUCGACAUACAAGCAAUGGCACGUUGUCACCGCAUUGGUCAAACUCGACCUGUAGUGGUUUACAAGCUGUGCACUAAAGGAACAAUAGAUGAAAGGAUUCUUAAACGCGGUGAAGUCAAACGCAAACUCGAAAAGAUUGUCAUCUCGAAAGAAGCAUCAAAAUUAAAUUUAAACGACUAUAACUCCGUUUUGGAAUUGAAGCGGCUACUCGAGUCCAGCGAGCAUGAAGUUGUCACUUCAGAGAAAGACGUAUUUACACCAGAGGAGUUGGAUAAGCUCUUAGAUAGAAGUGAUCUAGAAGUCCAAGAUAAACACCUUCAGGAGAGUGUAAGUUCUUUAGACAGUACGGAUGAACAGUCACAGGAGGAAUAGAUCAUCAUCAGCAACCCAUCUCAUCAUUCCAGAUAAUUAAUAGAAUUAAAUAUGACUAUUUUAAUUUUUAUAAGUGCCAUGACCAAGUGUUCCGUUGACGCGAUAUUUAUUGCCAGAUACCAUUCUUAUUCUUAGUAUUUCUACAGUUCCUGUUUUUAUAACUGCCUUUUUUAAAAAAUGAUUCCCAAAUCUAUUCCGUAACUAAAACCCCGAUACAGAUAAAUAGAUCAUUGUGAUUCAAAAAUGAACUUCCCAAAAUUUUUAAAAAAAGUAGCUGCGUCCAAAAUUCAAGUAUUAACUAGUUAUGCAACGUAAAAGAAUGUACAUAUUUUUUAAUGUAGGAAAUGUGUAAUAUCACAGUUAAAAGACAUUUUUCGUUUUAGUGAAAUAACGCUUAAUAACUAAUAAGU
This is a messenger RNA of Cephus cinctus (wheat stem sawfly), 810 nucleotides long. RefSeq names its product lymphocyte-specific helicase-like. Gene Ontology annotation, molecular function: chromatin binding. Gene Ontology annotation, cellular component: pericentric heterochromatin; nucleus. The record is from RefSeq and is a predicted model, not a curated record. Gene Ontology annotation, biological process: negative regulation of gene expression via chromosomal CpG island methylation; lymphocyte proliferation; DNA methylation-dependent constitutive heterochromatin formation. The transcript is spliced from 2 exons. Bases 44 to 400 code for a protein of 118 amino acids. Lineage: Eukaryota; Metazoa; Arthropoda; Insecta; Hymenoptera; Cephidae.